This is a messenger RNA of Anguilla anguilla (European eel), 2104 nucleotides long. It is a transcript of the gene vimr2, whose product is annotated as vimentin-related 2. Gene Ontology annotation, biological process: skeletal muscle organ development. The transcript is spliced from 10 exons. The coding region runs from base 26 to 1177 and encodes 383 amino acids. Gene Ontology annotation, cellular component: sarcolemma; Z disc; cell-cell junction. The record is from RefSeq and is a predicted model, not a curated record. Lineage: Eukaryota; Metazoa; Chordata; Actinopteri; Anguilliformes; Anguillidae.
UGCCGGCUGUUGCCCAGUCCACCCAAUGGCCAUGCUGAGAGUGUCGUCCUACCGCCGGCUGUUCGAGGAGGGACGGUGGGGCCGGGAGAGUGGCGCCGCCCUAAUGUGCGGAGGACAGUACCGCGCCUCGGCCAGAGGCAGAGCUGCAGGCACUCAGUGGGUGGAGCCUGACUUUGAGGCGGCUCGGGUUGUUAACAGGGACGCCAUGUCUCGGUUUGGGAAAGAGAGGGCCCUGAUCGCUGCCUUGAAUGAUCGACUGGCUUGUCUCAUUGAGACGGCUCGAUGUCUGGAGGAGGAGAACCAGUCCCUGGAGGCCCAGAUCCUCGAGCUGGAGGAGAGGCGGGGAGGCCUGGACGCCUCCGCCACCCCUGCCCCACUGCCCGACUGCGGCCUGCAAGCGGUGGUGGAGAGCCUGCAGAGGGAGAAGGAGCAGAUCCUGUGUGACACAGAGAAGCUGCAGAAGGAGCUGGAGAUGCUGCAGUUGCGACACGAGCAGGCCGCUGAGCAGACAACCCUCAUCCAGCUGGAGAAAGAGGAGGUUGCCGUGGAUGUGGACACAUUGUGCAACGAGUGCCUGGCUCUGAGGGACCAAGUGGCCAUCUACGAGAGUGAGCUGGACAGGCUGCAGGAGGAACACCAGACGACCAUUGAGUCCCUUGUCGAACCCACUGAUGGUGUUGCCACGGUAACCGUGGAGUUCCCAACCCCUGACGUUACCCCCGCCAUCUUGGGCAUCAAGGAAUACUACUGCCAGUUGGAAGAAAGUCUGCAGUUUGAGUUUAAAGCAACAUGUCUCAUCCCACUGGGAGACCAGAAGGACGCUGCCGUGGGCAAAGUGGAGAAGGGGAGGGUAGCCGACGCCUCCAAAGUGAGGGAUGUUGGUGAGCUGAAGAACAUGAUUGCUGAGCUGCAGAGAGAGCUGGCAGACCUGGAGCAGCGUGGGGAGGACCUGGAGGUGGAGAUUGAGGAGCGGAGGGAGGUCUACCUGGAGGAGAUCGCAGAUCUGGAGUGCUGUGUGGAAGAGAUUGAGAAUGCCCAGGCCGAGCUGGAUGCCCAGAUGAGGGAGCAGUGCGCGGACUACGACGAGCUGCUCAGUGAGAAGAUGGCGCUGGACAUCGAGAUCGCGGCUUACAGGGGCUUGGUGGAACAGGAAGAAGACAGGUUGUGUUUCCUGUGACAGGAAACUGGAAGCAGGAAAUGGCGCUGAAGCCACAAUGAGAUGCCCUCAGCUUACAUGGGAUAACGCAGAAGGAAAAAAUGCAAAAAAAAGAAAGAAAAUGGACAAAAAGCACCAAAUCCAUUGUAUAAGUGCUUUCAAUUUAAAAAAGCCCAGCUUGAACACAUAUAUAACCUCACUCUGACAGAUUUACAACAGCCAAGACCGUCUGGGUUGGGCCUCUGAUAACAGCUUGCUGACAGGUAACUUUUAACUUGAGCAAAAAGAAGGACCACCAUUGUGCAGUGGCUAAGGUGGGAGUAUAAGAGGGUGUGCAGGAGUGCUUUUGGGAUAUCUCUCUUGGGUGAGUUGGAGCUCUCAGAGGGACCAGCGAUUAUGUUAAUAAAUCAGCUCAAAGUAGGAGUACUGAUCUCGGUUCAGUUCACCCUUUCAGCUCAUAAUAGAUGAAGGAAAGGAGAUGGACAGGAGAAUUCUGAUCCUAGGUAAUUGCUCCUAUUCUGAAUAUGAGUAUGAACCCAGCACUCUUUCUGUGUGUUCUCUAUCUGCCUGAAAUACCCUGUUUUUCUUUGUCACCAAUAGCAUUUUCUGUACCACUGCAAGCCCCUGUUUGUGGUACGGUGGUGGCAAGACAUGCCCAUCGAGAAAAGAGGGAUAGUCAUCACCCCCCUAAUGCCAUCACUGAUAUAUCUCGUACUCUUAACCUCUGCUCUGCCCCUGAGGCCAACCGAUAUCCUUUGCUCACAGAUAGGGUACACUGCAACUAAAGGAUCUCAGACCAAAUCAGGGUAACACGCAUCUAGUUCAUUUUCAUCACACGCAUAUGUAUCAGUGUGACACCAAACCAACUGCAAUCUGAAUGGCCAUGGCUUAAUUAGUGUCGGCUGGCAUACAGUAGCAACUUGCAUUCAAUAAAUUUAUCUGUGUGAA